GAAACACGCGGCUCAAUUGUCUAGUGUACAGAUAUCCACGCCCGUCCACUCACAACGACACCUUCAUUGAAAACGAUUCUCCAGAAACACUUCUUCGUCAUCACUCGUUGUUCGAUCCUUCGACCGUGGAGAAUCAAGAGCGCGCUAUACCCACCGCCCCAAUCCAACCCUCGCGAAAACGCCAUUCUACCUCGAUUGGAGAGCUCCCCAAGACAUGACCGCCCAGUUCCUCCAGAAUGAGCUCUCGAACUUGGUCCAAGAGGCCAAAAGGAAAAACUCGGACCUCCGCCAUGCCACCGAGAAAUCGCUCCAAGAUCUCAAAUCCAUAGCACAGUCGGCGGACGUCGCAACAGAGUUGUCGAACCGGCCUAGUUUCCUCUCGCCAUUCCUGAUUGCCUGCGGCACCCGUAAUCCGAAGUUCAGUACCAUUGGCGUUGUCUGUCUACAGCGGUUGAUACUCUCGAAGGCGCUGGCGAAAUCGAGGUUGCGAGAAGUGCUCGAAGCGUUCCGAGAAGCAGCGAAUCUUGGCGUCGAUAUACAACUCAAAAUCCUACAGGCUCUACCGCCGUUGCUACAGAAUUACCCAGAGGAGCUCCAGGGCGCACUGCUCGGCGAGACACUGCUCAUAUGCGCCAUCCUGCAGGGGAGUAAGAUGGGAGUGGUGAAUAAUACCGCUGCGGCAACACUGAGCCAAAUCGUGAUAUCCAUAUUCGACAAAGUGGCUACAGAAGAUGAAAAGGCUUCCGAGGUACCUCCCAUAGGGGAGGCACCAUCGGAAUCUGGCAAUGUGCCGGUCAGACCAGCAGCUUUGGAUGCUUAUCAAGUAUUCAACGAUUUGUGUCUGCUUACGGAAGGGCAUAGACCUAUAGUUUUGCGAUUCCACAACCUCCCACAGCCCUUUGGCCUCGAGAUUAUCGAAUCAGUAUUGACGAACCACCCUGAUAUCUUUUUGUCCCAUCCGGAACAAGCACAUAUACUUCGGACGCGGGUUGCGCCACUGGUUAUGCGCUCACUGUCGGAACGACUGAACUUCCCUACAACAGUGCGGAUAACACGAGUACUGUACAUAUUGCUGCGGCGGCACCUAUCGAUUCUCUCGGAAGAAUGCGAGGUUUCACUAAGCCUGCUCACGCACAUGCUUGAGCCAGACUCCUCACAACCAUGGAAGCGAGCCUUGUGUCUGGAGGUUUUCCGUGGCAUAUGCUCCGAACCAGCCCUAAUGCGAAAGAUAUUUUCUCAGUACGACGCAAAAGAGGGAGGAAAGCCCAUCGUGAGGGAGUUGAUCACCGGAAUGACGCGACUAGCUCACGAAAAGCCCGCUGUCAUUGGGCUGGGUACUCAAUCAUCUGCACCUGCCGGUCAGCAACAGGCCAAAGACGCAUCAUCUGAGCAGGCAGCAUUAGAAGCUGGGGGUGUGGCCGGUAUCAUCGGGGGUGCUGUGGGAUUGGACGUGACGGUCGCAGGACUCAGCGCGCAGUGGAGCAUGGUCAGAGUUCCCUGUAUUGAUCAAUUGGACAAGAGCGAGCCCCCGGCGAUGCCGGAAUCUUAUAUAUAUUGCUUGGCUCUCAUGUGUUUCAAUAGCUUUUCCGACGGACUGGCGCGAUUCGUUUUGCCGCUGGCCACGAAUGAGGGCUCGAAACGACGGGCGAGGCCGCUGUCGGUGUCUGUCCACCGUACUGGGAGCGAUGUCGAAUCCGGUAUAUCGGCCCCGGGGAGACCUGCCACACCGAAUGGUCGAACACCGUCUCCCGCACGACAGUCUCUUAGGCGGAAGGUCACAAUGCGACCGCCCCGUGUUCCCAGCAAUCCUCUCACCCUGGAAUCGCAUCCAUCCUACGACGACAUAGUAGUCUCAAGUGCGCUGGUCGAGGCUUGCUGGCCCGCGCUCCUAGCUGCGUACUCAACGUUUCUGUACGCCACGCUGGACAAUGAACUGUACCACGGGCUGGUCCGAUCGUUCCAGAAGUUCACUCACGUCGCUGGAGUUCUGCGCCUUGUGACCCCGAGAGAUGCGUUCUUGACCACCCUGGGGAAGGCUGCCGUUCCGCCGAAUGUCUUAUCGGCAAAUGUUUCAACUCCUGUGACACCUUCAGCUUCUGCUGCGGAUACUCUCUUCUCUAACGCGAAGGGGCUGCUCGAAGGGUCAACAUCGGGUGGCACGGGUUCCAAUAUGGCAGACCAUCACUCGGCUCCGUCGCUCAAUAACAGGAAUUUACUAUGUCUCAGGGCGUUGUUAAACCUAGGAAUUGCACUGGGGCCCACCUUGGAUACCUCGUGGACUAUAGUCCUCGAGACGUUGCAGCAGGCUGAUUAUGUGCUCUUCGCUUCGUCACGACGGAGUGGGCGACAACUGUCCCUGAGUGGCUCAGCCGUGAGGACCGAGGGGGCAAAGUCCGGAGACAGCACGUUGAUGUCGAAUAUUGGGACCGAGCUGGCCGCAGUAGAAGUUGCGUCAGUCAAGAUGUUUGAGGGCACGCGAGAGUUUCCAGAUGAAGCAUUUGUGUCGAUGCUCUCGGCGCUGUGCAAAUUACUAGCCAUCGAUGAUGACAAGCCCAAUGGGCGACGAUCAACUGAUUCAUCACGGUCUCCUACGCGUGGACCAUCCGGCUCCUCUUCUCACCGGCGAAUCCCCAGUCUCUCUGGUGUAUCCACCGCUUCUCAAGUUAUCGGAGACAAUGCCUUCACGCUGGCAAAAAUGGGCGAACUCGCACAGAUCAAUAUGCUCCGGCUCAUAGGGCCGAACCCAGACAGUUCUGGCUGGAGUCUACUGGUCAAUCAUCUUGUCCGCGUGUCGGGAUCACGGGAAAUGGGGAACAGCGUACGAUUCAAAGCGGCAGAUGUGCUGAACGACAUCGUCGUUGCAGCUGCCAAGUCCAUCACGCCCGAGACGACGGAGAACGUUGGGGAAGUGCAGAGACGCAUACUCGCUGCGCUCAAAGAAGGCGUUGAGCGCGGUCACCAAUCUGGUCAUGCCGACUCCGCAACGAAGUCUACCGAACUCGAGAUACACCGCGCCGGACUGGAGGCGUUGAAUGCCAUCUUGGAGUAUGCGGGACAAAGUCUCGUUUCCGGUUGGGAAAUCGUCUUUGAUAUCAUCACGAGCGUAUUUGAUCAGAGCAUAAUAUGGCGGCGGGAUUCUGCAAUGCCGUCGAUCGUGGAGCCUGAAGCUGGCUCGAAAUCUACCAAGAGUCUGCGCCUGAUCAAGAGCUCGUUUAGCUCUCUCGAGCUCAUAUGCUCCGACUUCCUUGCAAGCCUGCCCACCAGCUGUAUACUAGUCCUCAUAGACGCUCUAUUCGCGUUCUGCAGUCAGAAGGACGAUCUCAACAUCUCGCUCACGACGAUCACCUUCUUCUGGAACGUAUCGGACUUUUUGCAGAGCCGGGGAGACGAGGCGAGCGAGGGCGAGAAACUGACCGCCAAGGCGGAGAGAGAAAAGGAUCUACUAGAUAUCGUCGAGAGAACGGAUGUGGACUCGCAUUCGGCGCUGUGGAUGUUGCUGCUCUUGCGGUUGACAGGCGUCAGUCGAGAUUAUCGCGCAGAAGUAAGAAACGGAUCGAUACAAACGCUAUUCCGCAUCUUCGAUACCUAUGGCCAUCAACUCGGGCCUUCGGGAUGGACAUCAUGUCUCAAGAUUGUAGUGUUCAAGAUGAUGAAUAUCAAUCCCAAGGACCUGGCUAUGGAGUCUGACUCGGGCUCGGACCGGAAGAACUGGGAUGAAACCAUCAAGUUGAUCCUUGGCGGUAUAGGCACGCUCUACUCAAACUACUUUGAAGUGUUCACCCAGCAGGAGAACUUCAGUCAUACUUGGUCCGUGUUUAUUCGCUACCUGGGGAACCUCCUCACACGGCAGUCGUUUGGCGUCAGCACGACCGUGUUUCAAGUUCUUUCGCGGGUGCUGGCCAGAGUCGGACAUCCGGGGAAUCUUGUAGUGGAGUCCAGGGAGGAGGUGUGGACGCUGUGGUCAUCCCAAGGAGUCAAGCUAGUAGAGGGAAUCGAAAACUCAGGUAACGGUAUCCAGGAGACACUGGGAGCAUACAUCCACUCAUACCAGACACUCUACCGGCUCCUCGAGCCCACGCUCACCGCAGAGAAAGUCCACAAGACGCUUGAGAUACUCCGGGACUGCAUCCUCUUCCCUGAUUCGCCACCAUACUUCCAGGACGUGGACAUGGUCACGCCAUUGCAGGCCAGCAUUCUUGAGGUGAUAAAACUCAUACGUACCGACAUCCCGGGCGUCUCCUCGCUGGUUCUCAAACAGCUCUCCGAAUUCAGCACCGUGGCUUUCACAGACAUCCGCGUGGCGAUCAGCGGGAAGGGUAGUCGAGUACCAACAUGCAUCGCGCUCUCAACACAGAGUAUCACCCUGCUUGAGACUGUGGCUGUGAAACACAUAUCCGAUUUGGAGAUCUACACCUCGUCCGCACUUGCUACUGCCCUUGGAGCGCUCGAGAUACCGAUAGGACUGAAGUAUGACUUCGCCCCGGCCAACAUCCCGCGCGGAAAGCGACCCAACCUCUGGACCCACCCCACGCGCGCCGUCCUCGCGAUAAUGAAGAAAGCGCUGCCGGCGAUGGACACCCUCGAUAUCGCCAACGACGUCAGACAGGAGAUCUGGAAGACUAUCGUGAUAGUCGUAGGCUCGGUCCUGCAGGCGAACAACAACGCCCACGUCGAGGAAUCGACACUUCGAACCGAUGAGGAUCUUGAUAUCGAGUCGUUCAGCGAGUUACGCAAGUUGAUUAUUCCGAGUUUGGGAAGAGAGGUAGUACCAGAGGAAACCAUCCAACACUACAUCGCUUCCGUCUUCUGGGGUUCAAUGCUAUAUCGCCUCCCCAGUGCCUCCUACCCAGACGAGGAGUGGCUUAUCCCGCGUCACCAGGGGAGCACAACGGAGCCCACCAUCGAACGACGGAAUAGGAUGGCGUACGUUUGCUUAGACGAGUUAUUCUCCCUUGCGAGCGUGGGUGGGGAUGAUAGCCCGGAGCUGAAGCGCCUGGCGGAGAUGGCGGUACCGUGGUUGAUUCGCCGUGUAGGAUUGGUGCUGGGACGGUACAUUUCUGACCAACCGCUGAGGGGGAGGAUGCCGCAACCUGCAAGGGAGCGGAAGGAGAUGCUGUAUGUGCUGGAGCGCGCGAUAGAGCUGGAUAGUGUCAUUGGCAGUGGGGCGGUAGGAUCGAAACGACAUCUCUUUGCGCUCUUCCCGCUGUUUACGGGGUGCGUGGCCGUUGCCCCAAACGAUCGGGAGCUGCUUGGGCUGUUGGCGACGGCGCUGAAGGAGGUUGGAGGGAGGAUUUGA
Molecule: messenger RNA, 5296 nt
Organism: Tricharina praecox
Lineage: Eukaryota; Fungi; Ascomycota; Pezizomycetes; Pezizales; Pyronemataceae
Exons: 9
Coding region: 215-5296 (1693 amino acids)
Source: RefSeq, a predicted model, not a curated record